Molecule: messenger RNA, 11296 nt
Organism: Toxorhynchites rutilus septentrionalis
Lineage: Eukaryota; Metazoa; Arthropoda; Insecta; Diptera; Culicidae
Gene: unc80
Product: protein unc-80 homolog
Exons: 38
Coding region: 16-10365 (3449 amino acids)
Biological process (GO): monoatomic cation homeostasis
Cellular component (GO): cation channel complex; axon
Molecular function (GO): monoatomic cation channel activity
Source: RefSeq, a predicted model, not a curated record
CUACAGAAUUAAUAUAUGGUUACGGAUGGCUUAGCGUUUGUGUCGCUAAUGGCAUAUUAUUGCGCAGUGAAAGGAUGUGGGAACACAAGGUUUAUAACGAAAAGUAACCCGGACAUUGUGUACCAUACAUUUCCCAGAGGCGCAGACAGAUUACGUAGAUGGAUAGUUGCCUGUGGCCAAUCCGAGAAUUGGAAACCGCAGAAGAACCAAGGCAUUUGCUCCCGUCAUUCCGAUAGAAACAGCUACGGUGAACAGUAUAAAAAAAGCCACCAACUUAUUGGCACUAGGAAAUGUAGGAUGUUACUUCCUGAUGCUAUUCCCACGAUGCAACUUUCGAACUUGUUGACUGAAACCACUGCAUCUUCCCCAAAUAAUAUGAACAUUGAAGAUGAAAAAAAUGCGCUGCUUGAACCUUCAGCUACCUCCACAUCUAUUCUUACCACAAUUACUCGAUAUCACCGCUACUGUCGCGAGGCAUACAGCAUUCGGUACGACAUGACGACCCACAACGACAACACAAAUCCCAUCGAUGAAGGUUUGCAAGAUUUGGGUGUACCAGUGCCGGUGCAAACCUUUCUCUGGCAACAGAUUGCUCCUUUCAUCCGACCCAAAUUAGGAAAACUACACGAGUCCACCUGUAUGUAUUGUCAACAUGCACCCGGACAUCAUGAACUGAAAGAAGCAUGUAAGUCGUUCGAAAAGUCGUUGGUACAGAAUAUGUUCUAUGGCCUCUCGCCAUCACUCGAGUCGGCACUGAAAUCAAUUCCCCGAUGGAGACUGGUCCAAGCCGCCUUACCACACGUCAUGCACUGUGCCGGUGCACUCAUGCAUAAUCGUGUGAAGGAUCUACAAGCACUGGGAGCCGCAGAGACCAAAAUCCUUUACACGUUGCACUGGAUUUUGCUGUUUGCUGCCGAGGAAUGUGCCGACGAUGAUAUGGAGGCAAAUAAAGGUUCGAGGAAUCAUCAAAACUAUCUAUUUUCAAUCCCCACUAUUUCGCUUUUCGUUUACAUAUUUGCACCCAUUGCCCAUAUGCUGAAGGAAUCUGAUUUUCAAAACAUUCGCCUGGAGAAUGGUCUUAAGAUGUGGCAAGGCAUGUGGGAAUAUCGUGCACCGAAUGCACCUUGUUUUAUUGCUCCAGUUAAACCGAGAGCGCGUCAUUUUCUGAACUCCGUCAGUACCACUCCAUCUGUAGAAGUAUUUUCUCCGAAAAAACAGGAAAACAAUCAUCACGGAAUCGAUUCUCCUCCGAGUAUUUCGUUUUCAGAAACUCCGAAGCACGAAGAUGAUAUGUCCUACGUUUCAUCGCCAAAGGAUUUCGUAUUUCCUGAGACAAUUCCCGAGGAAGCAUCGAGCGUCGAGGAAGAACGUGUCGUAAUAUUCCAGCUUCCAGUUGGUAGCAAUUUCGCAGAUCCUUCCUUUUACACCGUUGACGCUAGUCUUUUGCAUCACUCCACCAAUCGAAGGGGAAGCAAACAACUUGCUCAUCCACCAGGCAGAGAACGGUCCGAUAAAACGGCGAGUAAAUUCGAUUUCGAUCGAAUUGAUACAUUCAGUAAAGGUGACGACUCGAAACCUAAAACAAGCUCCUCUACUGAGAGAGAAUCACUAGAGACGGAUCCCAAGUACCCACAGUGCGCAAAAGGUGACGUUGUAGCUGCAACAUUUCUCGAUGUUGCAGUUUUACGUUGCCUCUUCAUAUCUCAUUGGCAAGAGGAUGGGGUAUAUUGGAGUUUACACUAUCUCUACAACAGAUUACGAGACAUCAGUGAGGAUUCUUCAAUGCCACCUUCACAGCCAAGAAGACGUUCCAAUUCACUACCGAUUCCUCAGAUAGAAAUUUCUUUGUAUCAAGGACCAAACAGUAGCAACCGCGACAGUCCCAGUACCGGUUCUGUUAACAAGGAUUACAUAGAGAUUCCAGACCCCCCGAUUAGUGCUCUUUUGAUCGAUUCGCCUUAUCAUGCACCGUCGAAACCGUCCAGCAGCAACGAGCAAAGUACUCCAACGGCCGAGAGGAAGGGAAGUGAAAAGAAGCGCCGAGUGAAAAUGGCCGACUUACGAACAUUAAUUGAAACGCGUAUUUUAUCAAAAUCUGACCGAGGACUGGAGAAGAUUGGUCUCGACGCAGCAGCGAAUGGGAAACUUUUGCAACAUUUGGAAUGCCAUCGCAGUUUGGAUACCGGUGAGAAGCAGUUGUCCAGAUCUGCCUCGCUGAUAUCACGAGCACCAUCAACGAACCUGGUUAAAGGAAAAAGCAUGCCUAGUUUAAGCUGUCUUCUAGAUAGCGGAUUUCACAGAUACGUCGAACCGACCAGAGUGGUGAGGAACACGCAACCAACGACGAAUCCAAAACCAGCUCAAACAACACCACGCUAUCCAAUCAUAACGGUUACCGAACAUACACCAACGCCCUCGCCCGAUUAUCUGAAACGUCAGGGUUCAAUCGAUUCUCAACUUGACGCAAUGAGCAUUGGAGGAAGUACUGGAGUGUUCAAAAGUCAAAUGCUACGAUCUCAUACCGAUUCGCAUAUAGGAUAUAACAAUGGCGCCGACGAAAGUGAAGCGCCCGGCUCGAGCUUCUAUAUUACCAAGGAAGGCGGAAUCGAUUACGGAAUCGUCCUGUUAGCCGUUCAUUGUGUCUUCAAACGCGAUUUGAAUGUGUGCACACUUCGAGUACUCGAAACAGGCUUGAACACUUGUGAACUCCUGUUGGACCUAGGGGUCUUAAAAUCAAGCGAACAUGCUCAUACUCUGGCAAUGGGAAUAGUAAAACGAGCACUUUUACAUCUUGGGUGUCCCCAUGGUUGCAAUGACGGCAACCGUGGUCCACCUGCUGAAGUACUACGCACCACCUGUCAUUCUAUUCUUUCAAGGUUACUACGUCAGGCAUCAAAACUAUCAAAGGCGUACCUCCGGAAUAUGAUACGAACAACGCAGCUACACGAGCUGAUAGAGUUUUUCCACGCGUUUGUUGGAUUCUGUGUGGAUCCCAGCUCGCUUCUUUCUCCCUUGAACCAUAAGAGACCAUCUGCCAUAAAAACGCUGACUCCUGACUUUGGCGGUAUAUCAGGCGGACAGGGCGGAUACGCUACCAACUUUGGUAGUGGGCUGAGUGGAGGCGCCGAAAGUCAAGUGAUUGCUGCAGUUUUCAAAACACUCGUUAGUCGUUUCGUGGAAGCCCUGAAGGAUCUAAAGGGGCCGGAAAAUGUCGCCUUAUACUGCGAUGUGCGCCAGCUUGUAACGUAUGUGAAGGGGGCCCAUGGUGGACCAUUCAGGCGCGUCGCUUUGAGCGGUAUUUUAGCUGUCACACCAAGACCACACAAACAGGCGCCAAACAUUCAAACCACUCGGGUAAUCAGACAUAUCCCAGCGAAUGAUAUACAGUCUUACCAGCAGGAUGAGAAGAAUCAAAGGAAACUAUUGUUCAAGAAGAAAAGCACAUCGUCUACAUGUGCAAGUCUGCUGGAAACAGAAGGCUUGGAAGAGCAUUGCCGUGUUAGCCAAAGCCCAUUGAGUAACCUUCGUCGGAAGGGUGCACCCUCGAGGCCUACCUUAACUCCAAGACACAGCGAGAGAGCGUUGCUGUCGGAUUCGACUUCAAGUUCAGAACGCAAUUCCGUUGGCCGACUUAGUGGCAUAGUCCGUUGGUUUCGGGGCUCAAAAGAAUGCGAAUCAGUUGAUUUGGAAUCAGGAAUAAUGGGUAGUUCAGAAAUAACUACAUCCUUUAUGAGGAAAAGUUCUCUCAGUUUCCAAGCAAGAGCACGAGCGACCGAAGGUAUCGGUCGUUCCAUCCAGAGGGCGAGAAGACGUGUACAACGAAGGCUCGGACGAUUUGGGAUAGGAAAAGGGAAGAAAAAGAUGCUGGGAACAGAGGAUAUUUCGGGUAGCUAUUUCAGUCGUCGUAGCUCCCUAGAUUUGGCUGAAGGCCCACGUGAAUCUGAAGUUGUUGUAUUGAAAGAACGACGUUUGGUUCCUAUAGAGUUGGUUCGGCAAGGAAUGGCAAGGUUUUCAUUUUUAUUGGAAAUAUGUGCUCCUGGUUCUAUACCAGAUCCGCAGUUAAUAGCCGCACUACUUGAUUUACCACAAGCUCCGAUUGUAGCACGUGCUACAUUUUUGUUGGAAUGUGCACACUUUGUACACCUGUGUAAUCGUGGACAAUGGCCUAGUUGGAUGAAACAAAAUGUUCCAUCCUUCAGACCAUCUGGGGCAGCACUUGGUAAUCGUACAACGUUGGCAGCUGGCGCAAGACGAAUUCAUAUUUUGCAACGGGCCGCUGGAAAGAUGUUCCAUCAGUGGGGUGAAGCUUUGGGUUUCCGUUUGGACGAUAUGCUCAACAAUGACAAGAAAAAUUUCGAGCAAGUUUCUUCAACCUUAUCAGACCCCGAGAAACAGAAACAAUUGUUGCAGCAAGAUGAAGAAGAGGAUUUCCUUGAUGAAAUGAGUGUUAAUCCUCAUGGAAAUGAUUGUCCACCUGCACUGAAACUUGUGGCAUGUGUUCUUCUACUGGAAAUAACAGGAUUCUUAAGAGAAACGUAUCAAACAUUACCGAAAACUUCACGAUUAUCUACAAAGGAAAAACAAGGUCCAUGGGAUAGAGUUUGCCGAGAAACAAAUCGUCGUUGGUCAAUGGCUCUAAGUUCGAUGGGACACUCUCAAACAUCUGCACAAAGCUUGCAAUCAAUUGCAGGUCAAACGGAACGUAAAAUAUCGUUUGUCCUGCAAGAGCCUGACAAUGAAUCGGAGGGCAGCAGCAACACAACUUUGACAAUCCAAGGAGAGGAAACCGCACAGCAAGCCCAAAAGCGAUCCAUCGCCACAACGAGAAACUUCCUCCUGAGACGUGGAACAUCCACAACACCUGCCGGUGGUUCCUUUAAAAGAAGAUCAUUGAAAUUAAGGCGUGGAGCCAAGGAUGUGAAGGAUAAUGAAGAUUAUCCCGUACGUAGGACUGAUUCAAUACAGUCUCGCAGAAAGGUAUCCUCGUUAUCGGAUCGCAGCGACAACUCCGAACCUGGCCAGGUCAGCGGAGGCGAGGAAUCUCCUGGUAUUUUGAGUGAUGAUCAACCGCCAGAGUCUCCAUGCGAUUCAAAUGAUUCAGAUGAAACAGCAAAAAAUCUACCAUGGUUACGAUCUGUGACAGGGUUUUUGAACUCGUUGAACUACUAUUGUGAUCAUCAAAAUUUCUGUCAUCCUUAUUGCUAUCGGAGACACAUGCGAGCUGCUUCUAGACUUGUAAAAGCAGUCCGAAAGGUUUACGGAGAAGAAUUUGGUUUACUACCAGCCGCGUUUACUCACAUAACUGAUUCAGUGAAAAAUAACACGCGUCGGGAUCGUACCAAACAGGGUAGAAAAGUGUCAGAUCAAAGUUCUUCACAGACUUCCCCAUCACGAAGAAAGGACAGCAUUUCUAAACGUGACAGAAUUAUUCAAGACGAUUCGGAACCGAAUACAUCCCAAUAUUCCCAACGCGUGGACGAGAACAAGAAAAUGCAAGAGCAACCAUUAGUUUUAAAAUAUAUUAAAAAUCACGUACGCGAUAUGUUCCAUGUGCCAAUAGCUACCCUUGUCAAAGGGGCUGCUGUCCUAACGGAAGAACAAUUCACAGAAGUCAUACCGGUAGCAUGGGAACUUUUGCUCGAAUCGAACCAAGAGGUUUCAGCUGCGUCAGCAGCUCUAUUUAUUUUAGCUUCAGUUAAGGCGCCGACUACAGCAUCGGAGCUAAUGCAGCGUUCUAUGAAGCAUACAAAUCCAAACGUGCGAAUUGAAGCUAUGCUUCGAUAUCAAGUUCUUUGGAAAAAUAGAUUCCAAGUAUGGCCUCGCAUGGAAGAGGGUGCACAUCUUACAUUCAAAGUUCCCCCACCGGGAAUAGAGUUUACUCUUCCAUCGCCAAAAAUCGGUAUCGAAAGUUUGCCUGUAGUCGAUCCCCCAUGGAGUCCAUUAUUGCAGAACAAGGAUAUGGAAAUGACCCUUAAUCAGGAAAGACAUCGAUCUCUGGUGACAGCUACGAAAACACGUAAGAAACAACAAACGGAAGCAAUUCGACAUGCCAUUCAACAACAAGAAGAUAAACAGCGUUCUGAAAGACAAAGUUUUCUUAUUACCACAAUUCCAAUAACACAGCAGGCCGCAUGCGAGCCAGGCCUCGAGCAUAGCCCUGGCGAAGAUCACGUCGAAGAGGAAGAAGAUGGCGCUAGAUCGGCAAUUCAUAUGCACGCCGCCCAUUCUGUUUUCCCCUCCUGUUUGUGUUCUUCGGUAAUGCAAAUUGUUGCCUGUCUCGAUGAUGCCGCUGUGAAUGCCGAUGGCUGUGCCGUUUACGAGACAGCCUAUCAGGUCAUAUGGGUUUGCUUAGUAGAGGAUUCGGCCCUAUUCCUGCGAUAUGUUCUCGAGCGGCUCACCAGAGAUCACCAAGAUCAAAUGUUUAAAUUAUUGAGACAUCUGAUUAGAUUUGUACCAAGACUGCCACAGCAGGCUGCUUUUGCGCUGUACAACUACAUUAUUGGAUACGUCAUGUUUUAUGUGCGAUCAACACACGAAUGCAGCCAACAGUUAGUCGGCUCAGCCCUAUCUGUUUUAUGGAUGGUGGUCCAUAGCGUACACGGAAUCAUGUUUAAAGAUCUGAAGCAAAUUCUCCGCAAAGAGCAAUGUGACGCAUCUAUACUAUUGACGGCGAAUGUCCCAUCAGCUAAAAAAAUAAUUGUACAUGGACCAGAAGAUGAAGGUGGGAUACCCUCACAGUUCCCUGUUCAAGAGGAUACACAGUUCACCCAGCUACUCACCGAAUCACUGGAUUUCUUCGGAAUAGACGAGAAGAAGUUGCACCAAUUUGUACUAGUCGAUUAUAAAACCCAGCAAAUACUAAACCCUAAUUGGUACGUGCGUGAUUCGUACUUCUUCAAACGAUCGCAAUAUCCACAACUCCGACUGGUGGAAAUGAAACCCGAAGAUGCGUUCAAUGCUCUCCAGCGACAAGAGUUGUACAAGAAGUUUGUAGAUAUUGGAAAAGUUCACUUAACAUGGGCAAUCUUGAAGAAUGUGGACAUGGUUGUUCAACGCGUCGUGUUUCUCCAUGAAGAGCUCAUGAAAUUACCAUCAUUCCCGAGAAAGGCUCUAGAAGUAGAUCUUGAUCUGCACCAAGGGGGUGAAUUCGGUACGGAACUACUUGGACUGGACGUAUUGCACAAGUUUAUGUGGGUUCGUUUGAUUGCAAGGAUGUUUGAAGCGAUGGCAGGAAAUUUCGCUUACUCUGCUGAUAUACAACUGUUCUUGAACGUUUUAUCAGGAGCCGCCCUGCUGCAUUCGGAAGAUUCUUGUAUAAUGCGUUACGUUACAGCAACAUUCAUUAAUGCAGCAUUUAAUUUCAAGAACAUCUUCUCAACCAAUGGGUAUUUCAUGAUCAUGCCAACACUUUUACAAGUGUAUUCUCUGCACCAAACUAACAAACUGGUGACAACCACCAUAGAGUACGCUGUCAAGCAAUUCUAUUUACUUAACCGAAAACCAUUCAUACUACAAAUGUUCGGUUCAGUAUCGGCAAUUUUAGAUACCGACGAGGAUGGCGCAUACGGCGAAGCUCACAAAGUGCAAUCAAGCUGUUUGUUCAAUCUUUUACUUAGUUUGGAAACCCCGUCGCCGGAUCCUCUCAACAUUGCCGAGCUUGUGAAGGAAUCGAAACCUUUGAAAGCCAUUGAUUUUUGCUAUCACGAUGAAGAUGAAAUGGUGACCGUCCUGGAUUGCAUCACACUGUGCGUUAUGGUGGUAUCAUAUUCCGCGGAAAGUACACGAGGAUAUCAAAUGCUGAUAAUUCUGGAAGCUAUAAUGCCAUGUUACAUGCAGCAAAUACAGUCUCCUAACUAUGUAUCAUUGGAGGGAAAGUGUGAAAGAGACAUCAUACUUCAACUAGCAGUUGCUGUUAAAACAAUGGUUCAUAAUUGCGAGGGAUUAUCAAAGAGUUAUAACGGCCCGUACCGUAACAGCCCGGAACAUAAGGGCUCCAGUCAAAGAAAUUGCUCGAGGGGACCACCUUGUUCGCCUGGAUUAGAUUUUGAGGAAGAAUCGCAUUCCAAAUAUGUUAGUGAUGUUGGACGGACUAAAAUUUUGAGCGAAUCUGUUGAGGACUCGGAAACAAUCCGAGCAGAAUAUCGUAGACCACGUGAUGUGCUACUUUCCGUUGUCGGUGAAUUCAUUACGAGAGCUUCCACGCGGCUGAAUGAUCUUUCGCGUAAGCAGGGCGACAGCAAGGCUAUCGAAUUGUUAGACCUCAAGUGUCACAUACGGUUGGCGGACAUCGCACAUUCACUGCUGAAAGUUUCUCCGUAUGAUCCCGAAUCAAUGGCCUGCCGGGGCUUGCAACGAUACAUGCAGUAUAUACUCCCGAGAGCCGAAUGGGCGGAUGAUCACGGAAUGAAACCAGCUCUGGUCACAAUUCUACGCCGAUUGGAUAAGGUGUUCAUGAAGAUUUCCAAGAAGAGUUCCAUUCGGCGUAAUACCGAUUGGGAAGCAGCUGCCGGUCUUCUGAAAGGAGUCUACGAGGCAAUUGUUCGCUAUCCACACGUACUGCAUUGGCGCGAAAUGAAGACACUACUAACAACUGUUCAGAAUUUGAUCGUCAAUGAACCGGGCAAUGUCCCAGAAGGUGUGUCGAGUGCAGGUGCUGCUCUCAUGUCCAAAAGUCCACCAGCAUUCUUUUGUUCCCAAGUAGUUCGCCUAGUUGCACUUCAAGUUGUGAGUCCGAUUGAUUCGGUUUCCUUUGGAUUGGAACAGAUUUGUGGCGGUAGCGCAGACUUUCCAACUCAAGAAAAAGCCGAAGGUUUUCUAAUGCACCUUCUAAUGCCACUGUGUCUGAAAGUAUGCAGCGGGAGAACCAUGUCCGAUAUUGGUGAGCUUAAACAGUCUGAUAUAUCGUUUUUGGUCACUGCAGUAUUGAACGCAAUGAGUCCAGUAGCAGGAAGAGCUACGCAAUCUGGGAUCCAAAGCAAUCGUACUGGUGCUGAUAUUCGUGCCGGAUCAUUGACAUUCACCGGAAGUAGAGAUGCAAAGCGUCCAGCGAAAAUAUCAACUUCCCUCUAUCAGGCAACUUUUCUCGCUCUACGAGUCUUGUGUAUCUGCUUCGAACCAAGAUUAUCAAACGAAUGGCCACGGAUUGUACGAGUAAUGAGAGACUUGGGCAGACGGAACGAAGCUGCUCCUGAGUUAUGGAGUUUUUUGGAGUUCGUAGUUACACAACGUACGCCACUCUACAUUGUAUUGAUGCCGUUCAUUCUACAUAAAAUCUCACAACCUCCAAUUGGUGAUCAUGAAAGACAUAUGCAGUUUCUAAUUCGAGAACGUAUGAGAGGAAUGCCACCACCCGGUGGUGUUAAAUCUAGAGGUGCUAUUUUAUUGGAACUUGCCCGCGAAAUAAAGGAUUUAAGGGAUGAACUGGAGGAAAAACGAUAUGAUCGGGAUCCUCCGCCACAAGAACCGCCCCGCCGAGAAAUUAAUGUGCCAUUACCUCAAGAGAUGCCAAAACACCAACAAAGACCAUCACUUAUUUCUAUGUUCACGGGAGGACCGCAAGCACCUAGUUUUUCAUCAUUCCAGCAAGAUUCCCGUUCUGGAACAGGUGUGUGCACUCCAAGUGAUACCUUAUCUCAGCACACGUUACACGCACCAAGAGGCGAAUCGCUAUCCAGCUCUACGACAACCACAAAUAAAGAAUUUCUAAUGGCCGACAAUCAAAGUUGUGACGGGAUUACGCUAACGCCUGUGAUCGUGCCGGAAGGAUCGGUUAUUCGCCAAGGUCCUCUGGCAAGUAUACUCGCGGAAAACGUAGGAACCCCACAUCUAACGCACUCAGUAUCUAUGCAACCUUCUAGUAAAGUACAACCACCGCGUUUACGCUUUGUUUCGUCGGUAGAAUUCAAAACGUCUUCCAAUGAAACUUCAACUACUCCUUUGUCGCCAGAUAGCUUGGCAGAUGAUAGCUCGAGCGAGAAUCAGAAACAUCGCUUACAACGUUCUCGUGCCCAAAGUAGGAAAACAUUCCGUUGUCGCCGUGGAGCACCUCGUCACAACAAUCACGGCACUGAGCCACAUCCAUCUCCGACAGUUUCUUCCGUAAUUGGGGUACCUCUCUCACACCCAGUACCACCUGUCGAGCCACAUGAAAUCAUCAAUAAAAACAUCGCAGCAGUUGGGGAUCUUUCGUGGGAUUCCGUCUCCCAGACAUCGUCUACUUCGGGAUAUCGGGAUAAUUACAGCCUGCAGACUGGAUUACUUUCUCCGGACGGUUCUCUGACUGGUACCGCCAUGGGAGGACGAUCAUCCUCGCAGCACUCGCUCCUUAUGCUCUUUGAAACGCAGGACGAAGACACGCUGAUUUAAGAGAUUUUAGAUAAAUAUUAGUUGUUAGAUGUAGUUUUAAAAGAUUUUAAAACAAAAUUUUAACACACGAAAUUUGUAGAGAACUGUUAUUAUGCUACACAUAAGAAGUUGAUGGAUACUGACGUAUAAAAUAGCCAUUUGUGUUGUUGAGGGCUUUCCGUGUGUGAUAACAAUAUACAGUAUUUACGUUUACAACAAUGAAACAUGUUUUAUCGAAAACUAGAAUAGAAUACGAAAGUGAUUGUUAUUGUAAUCAUUGAUUGUUUUAACAGAUUCGCGUAUUGAUCAGACGAAUUUUAAUCUUAGAAAUGACAUAGCGCACAAACUAUGUGUUGCCUGGAACUAAUCAGUAUUUGAUAGAACACAAACCCCGCAAAAUUAUUGCCAAAUUAUACAAGCCAGUAGUGGUCUAUAAUUUCAACCCCGCGAAUAAUGAUAAACAAACCCACGUGAGAUAAUAAAUUUUGAUUGAACGUUUUUAUGAUGAAUUUAUUAAUUGUUUCCAAAUCAAGUUGAGAGUAGUAGAGCAACGUUUUUAUGAUGUAUAUUAUGCCACAGGAAAUAUAUAGUUAACUGUUAUCAACGUUAGCCAUUGUUGUGAGGAAUGUUUAUCAAUUUUAUAAUAGAUGCAUAACUAAAAAUAUUCUUGAGGAGAUAGAAAUAGAAACUAAACAAUAUACCACAAAAAGUAGAGACUAAGCACCAAAAACAAUAUGUAAAACAAUGACAAUGAAAUUAACUGACAGAAAACAUGCCAAAACGGGAAAUAUCAAAUGAAUCAUCGAUGCACGGAAUAUACGUUGAUUGGAACACGAAUGAAUACAUUAACCAUUCUUGAUAUUGGAUCUAGAUAAUUACUAAAAUAAUAUAAAUUGCCAAAUAUUAUAAAUGAAAUUCUAAUAUAUGCUUUUAACCGUGAUAUAACUGAAAA